UUAAAACAGAGUCGCGUUAAUGGACUUUUAUUUUGAAAACUCGUACGUGCGAACAUGUUUUACACAAGCCAUCCUGCAGUUGGCUUCACACAGCUCCUGAAGCUAAGGGGCUAAUAUGUCGAUGGAGGAUCCUUUUUUCGUGGUUAAAGGAGAGGUGCAGAAGGCCCUGUCCAGAGCACAGGGGCUGUUCGAGCGCUGGGAGGAGCUGCUGAAGGAAGAGACCCCCGUCAGCCGCGAUGAGCUGGACUGGAGCACCAAUGAACUCCGAAACUGCCUGAGGGCCAUCGACUGGGACCUAGAGGACCUACAUGAAACCAUCAGUAUUGUGGAGGCAAACCCUGGAAAGUUCCGUUUAGGAGAACAUGAACUCCAGGAAAGGCGGGAUUUUGUGGUGCAAACGCGGAAAUCCGUCCAGCUGAUGAAGGAGCAGCUCUCUAGUCCCUCAGCUGUGGCUCAAGCAGAGAAGAAAAACAAACAGGCUCUGCUGGGGGCCACAGCAAAGGAUUGUUACGCUGGUCUGGAGCCUCACCUAGUGUCUGCAAACUCCAGAUACAUUCAGGAGCAACAGGAACAGCAGCAGCUGAUCAUGCAGGACCAGGAUGAGCAGUUGGAGCUGGUCACAGGCAGUAUCCGUGUCCUGAAGGACAUGUCCAGCAAGAUAGGAGAUGAGCUGGAUGAACAGGCAGUUAUGCUCAGUGAGUUUAAUGAAGAGAUGGACCAGACCGGUUCAAGAAUGGACUCCGUGUUGAAGAAAAUGGAGAAAGUUUCACACAUGACUAGCAGUCGAAGACAAUGGUGUGCUAUUGGAGUUCUUGUAAUCAUACUGAUUGUGGUGCUCAUUCUGUUCUUUGCUAUUUAAUCUGGACUCUACUUGGGCCUCCGUCAUGCCAGAAGCUAACAGAAUUUCACCAUGAUUCUUCCUUCUAAGCUUCCGUUUACUUUGUGAGAAAGAGUUCAAUUCUUUUUAUCGCCUUUCCUUGUCUUUUUGAAUUCAUCUGACGCAUGUGUCUUC
Messenger RNA from Carassius carassius (crucian carp), 1012 nucleotides. Its product is annotated as syntaxin-6-like. The transcript has 8 exons. Lineage: Eukaryota; Metazoa; Chordata; Actinopteri; Cypriniformes; Cyprinidae. Gene Ontology annotation, cellular component: membrane. Gene Ontology annotation, biological process: Golgi vesicle transport. The record is from RefSeq and is a predicted model, not a curated record. Bases 116 to 859 code for a protein of 247 amino acids.